AAAAUCAGCUGACGGGGAAAUCCUCUGUAGAAAUGUACAGACAGGUUCUGCUGAGUGGGUGUCGCUGUAUAGAACUGGAUUGCUGGGACGGGAAAGGUGCCGAUGAAGAACCUAUGAUAACUCAUGGAUAUACCAUGUGCACUGAAAUCUCCUUCAAGGAAGUCAUUGAAGCAAUAGCAGAAAGUGCAUUUAAAACAUCAGAAUACCCUGUGAUCUUAUCUUUUGAGAACCAUUGCACACUCAAACAGCAGGCCAAGAUGGCUGCUUACUGUCGCAGUAUAUUUGGUGAUAUGCUAGUAACAGAGCCCCUAGAAGGGUAUCCGUUGAAGCCUGAUUCCUCUCUCCCUUCACCUGAGAUGCUGAAGAGAAAGAUUCUAGUGAAAAAUAAGAAGAAACAUAAAGCAAAAGUGCCUGAUCCAGUGGUAGCCAAUCAGAAAAAUGGUAUCACAGUGACCAGUGCAUUGGUCAACAGUUCCAGUCCUGGCGUCCCCAAUGGUGAGGUCAAGAAGCAGUCAUCGUUAGAUACUGAUCAAACAAUGAAGAAUGGAGAUGACACCUCAGCUGACGGAGAAUUAGAAUCAGAUUCUGACAGUGAUAGUGAUGAUGAUGACAUUGCUGGACUUACUGAAGAGGAAGAGAAGCGGAGGCAAAGGAUGAAGAAAGAAAAGGGCACAGCAGGGUCUGAAGCAGAGGCAGGCCAGGAGAUGUCAGAUUUAGUGAACUAUAUUACACCAGUACAUUUCCAUUCCUUUGAUAUAUCAGAAAAACGAAACAGGAGUUUUGAGGUCUCUUCAUUUGUUGAAACCCAAGCCCUUGCACUUUUGAAGGAAUUUCCAGUAGAUUUUGUCAACUACAACAAGCGCCAGAUGAGUCGGAUCUAUCCUCGUGGCACCAGGGUGGACUCCAGUAAUUAUAUGCCACAGGUCUACUGGAAUGCAGGGUGUCAGCUUGUGGCCCUGAACUUUCAGGUCUUAGACUUGGCUAUGCAGCUGAACAUUGGAAUCUUUGAGUGGAACCGUGGUACAGGCUACCUCCUGAAGCCAGACUUCAUGUGCAGGCAGGACAGGCAGUUUGACCCUUUCGCUGAGUCCACGGUGGACGGCAUCAUUGCUGCUUCUGUCACUUUAAAGGUUCUCUCUGGCCAGUUUCUGACAGAAAAACGUGUUGGCACCUAUGUGGAAGUAGAGAUGUAUGGAUUACCAACGGACACAGUGCGUAAGCGACGUACGAAAGUAGUCCCUUUGAAUGGCAUUAACCCAGUGUAUGAUGAUGAGCCUUUCAGUUUUAAGAAGGUUGUGCUGCCUCAUUUAGCUUUAAUACGCGUGUCUGCUUAUGAAGAGACAGGACGCAUGAUUGGCCACAGAAUACUCCCAAUAGAAGGCCUGAGACCAGGUUAUCGUCACAUUCCAUUGCGAAAUGCUCUGAACCAACCGCUGAAUCUCCCCACACUUUUUGUUCAUCUCUCUGUAAAAGAUUAUGUACCAGAUGCCUUUGAAGACUUUGCAGCAGCCCUGGCAAACCCCAUAGCUUACCAGUCCAUGCUCGAAAAACAUUCCAAACAACUAGAAGUAUUGAUGGAGGACUUUGAUGUAGAGUCCAAUAAUGCUCAAGCUGGAGUUCAGGAUGACAAUGUUGAAACCAGCACAAGCAUUCCACCUUCUAACUUUACCAAGAAGAGAACAGACUCCCUGAUGUCCAAGACGGACUCUGUUGUGAGCGCCUCUUCAACUGAGGGAAAAAAUGGCUUGAAUCGAAAGGGCAGCAAACAUGCUGUGUUGAGUCAACAGGAAAGCACAGGUUCGGCAUUGUCCCAGUCAUCUAGCACAGGGAGUACACCAGCUGGGGCGACUCAUCAAGAUGUCACAAAAAUUCUCUCGGGGACUGAAUCAAGUGCCCAGUUGUCCACAGCAUCAUUUCUUGGGACCACCAAACUGGCUAACCCAGAAAUGUCAGCCGCCAUCUCUCUGGAAGAACUUAAACAGCAGAGACCCUUCCUUAAGUACAGACUCAAGAUGAAGAAAGAGAUUGAAAAGCUACAAAAGAAGCAUCAGAAGGCUAAACAAAAUAUGCAGGAUGUCCACAGAACUAUAGAGCAGAAGCUUCUGGUGUCUCACUUCAAAGCAGUAAGAUCCAUGGAGAAAAAACACAGAAAGAUACUCAAGAAAGCAGGCAGGAAUGGAUCAUUGGAGAACUUGCAGCCCUCACUUGACCAACAGCUCAACCAGCUGAAGGAUUCACAAAAACGAGAGCGUGCAGAAAUGAAGCGUAUCCACAGUGAAGAUUUGAUAGAACUGUCACAGUCUCAUUUCCAACUUGAGCUAGACAGUGUGCGUGCGCUGGACAAACCCAUGUACGACCUGAUGGAUCAAAUCCUGCAGACAAGCCUAGAUGAUAGAUUGGAGAUGCUGAGAGAUAUACAUGAAGAUGAAGUGGAUCUCCUGAAAAAACGGCUUGCGCAGCAAAACAGGGAGGAGAUUAAGGCAUUACAGAAAAAGCAUAAAGACAAACAAGAGUUAUCAAGGGUAAAACGUGAAAACCAGCAUAAACAUAUUACUAUGGCAGUAGCAGAAAGAGAAAAGCUGAAGGGUUUGCUAGAAAAGAGAGUAACUGAAGUGAAAGAAAAUCACGAGGCGGUGAAGAAAACACUAGCAGAAGAGAGGCAGAAGAGAAAUGAAGAUCUGCAACAAGACUAUGAAGACAAGUGUCUAAAGAUAGAGCAGGAGUAUCGGGAGUGGUAUCGCUGGAAGUCCAUGGAGAUUUUAAGCACUCUUUCGAUAGCAGACAGCGUAGAUGAUCUCACUUCAGAUGAUGAGUCAACCACUCAGUUGUUGUCUGUGAAGCCUCUGUAAUGAUGAUGGCACUGUGCAAUGAGACAUCGGAAAAAUGAGAAGAGUCCAUGUCCGUUGUCUAGGGUAGCCUUUUUAAUUGAAAAG
Messenger RNA from Lingula anatina, 2933 nucleotides. Its product is annotated as 1-phosphatidylinositol 4,5-bisphosphate phosphodiesterase beta-1. Gene Ontology annotation, biological process: phosphatidylinositol-mediated signaling; lipid catabolic process; phosphatidylinositol metabolic process. The record is from RefSeq and is a predicted model, not a curated record. Lineage: Eukaryota; Metazoa; Brachiopoda; Lingulata; Lingulida; Lingulidae. Gene Ontology annotation, molecular function: phosphatidylinositol-4,5-bisphosphate phospholipase C activity; calcium ion binding. Gene Ontology annotation, cellular component: cytoplasm.